Neoarius graeffei (lesser salmon catfish) is the source of this 1849-nucleotide messenger RNA. RefSeq names its product sialoadhesin-like. Bases 83 to 1630 code for a protein of 515 amino acids. Lineage: Eukaryota; Metazoa; Chordata; Actinopteri; Siluriformes; Ariidae. The transcript is spliced from 10 exons. The record is from RefSeq and is a predicted model, not a curated record.
AUGAAGAGUACUCAAAGACAGUUAUCUUGUGAUCAAGGACAGUGCUAUUUGUGGUGGAGGGGUUCAUCACUAAGAGAAGAAGAUGCCAUUUAGCUGCUGGUUGUUGUACAUGUAUGCCCUCUGGCUCAAAGCGUCUCCAGCUGAGAGCGAGUCAUGGAAUGCCGAGGUUCCUCAAUCCGUAGUUGGCCUCGAGGGCUCAUGUGUGGUGAUUCCAUGCCUGUUUAGGUAUCCUGGUGCAGACAGGAAGGUUUCCCACCUCGUAGGAAUCUGGCUAAUGGAUUCUAAUGAGAAAGUCUACCAUCCGGUCACGUCCAAAAUCAGCACCGCAUUCCAGCAGCGGACGAGCCUCUGGGGUGACUUAAGUCACCAUAACUGCUCUCUGAAAAUCGACCCUUUGCGUCGUAGUGAUAAUGGCCCAUUCACAUUCCGGAUUGAGAUUGAAGAUUUCAACAAGUACUCAUUCAUUCACAAUAAAGUGUCUAUUACAAUAAAAGAUUCUCCAGGACAAAUUAAUCUAGCCAUCCCUGAAGAAAUGAGUUCAGGGAAAAGGGUGACCACCACCUGUUCAGUGGUUCACUCUUGUCCCUCUGACCCACCCAAGUUCACCUGGAGCCACAAAGGAACACAUAGCAGCCAAUCACUGCAGCAAACCAAUGGCCAGUGGAAGAUUACAUCAUCUCUGAGCUUUACACUGUCCAGAACAGACCACAAGAAAACUCUCAACUGCACAGCUCAAUUUCCAGGAGGCAAGAAAAGUAGCAGCAGGACAACUCUUGAAGUAAAAUAUGCUCCAGAAAAUGUCGCAGUGGUUUCAGAGGUUUCAGUGGUUGAGGGCAGCACCUUGAACAUGACCUGCUCCAGCGACAGUAAUCCUGCUCCCCACACAUACCACUGGUUUACUGAUGGUGAGACCUUGCUGUCAGAAGGACAGACUUUCACACUGAAGAAUGUGUCCAGACACAUAGGAACCUUCUACUGCACAGCCAUUAACACAGAGGGACAAGCCAACUCCAGACCAACACAGCUCAGUGUAUUAUAUCCUCCCGAGAUUAAAGUUGGGUCCUCUUGUUCUGAGGACAUCUCAGGAGUGACAUGUAUCUGUAUAGUAGACUCCCAUCCCAUCAGUGAUAUCAAGCUGUGGGGUGCAGACCCAUCAUCAGAGCUGCGCAGAACUCACGAAGAGAAACAUGGCACGCUGACUAUAGUGACCCUUAAGGGGGCACAUGGCUUCUCUGACAUUGUACACUGCCAAGCCAUGAACAGUCAGGGGAACUACACCAUGACUUUACAAGUGCCACACAGCCGUGAGACACACAACCUUUUUUCAGGCAAGUUUCUGUACAUUUCGAUUGGUGCCACUGCAUUUCUUGUGGUGACUGUUGGCCUCUUGGUGUGGAUAAAAAAACGCAGUAGGAGCAAUGAAUCCCUUGUAACACCACAGCCAAAGACAGAAAUGAAUGUGACCAGGUCAUCUGAGCCAGAAAGGAAAUGCAAAGAUAUGAGCCCAUGCUAUGAUGGAAGUCAACAUGUGUACGGCAACAUGACAUCCUUUCAGGUUGAGGAGCCAUAUGAACAGGAGUACCCCUACGAAUACGCUGGUGAAUACGAAGCAACGUAUGCUAAUAUGUGAAUCCCGAAGAAACUUGUUUGGAGAAAGUGUGAAAGAUGAUAUUUCAUAAGGGUAAAAUAUUUGAAUCUAACCUUGUUUGUGAAUAUUAAGUGUAGUUUAUUAUAUUACAAUAACAAUACAGUAACAGUACAGUAGUUAUAGUACAGUAACAAAGUAUUUUAAAAGACUGAAUCUUAAUUUAAUAGAAAUUAAUCAUUGACACUGUAAUCCAAGUUUAAA